UCGUUCAACGCCAUGUCCCAAGCCGUCGGAAACACGGCUUUGGCUUAUGCCCGCGUUUGGCACCAAGUCGAUGCCUCCGAACGGGUGCUCGGAAAGCUAGCAGAGCGGAUUGCUAUAGUACUCAUGGGCAAACACAAGCCCGUUUACGAUCCUGGUGUGGAUUGCGGUGACUAUGUCGUGGUCUCAAAUGCGAGGAAAGUCAAGGUUACCGGGAAGAAGGCCGAGCAGCUCGUGUACCGGCACCAUACUAUGUUCCCCGGCGGUUUGAAGGAAAUCAAGUACAGGGACAUGAUGGCGAAGAAGCCGGACGAGAUCAUCCGACAAGCAGUUUCCGGCAUGUUACCAAAAAACAAGCUUCGUGAACGAAGACUCGAGCGAUUGAGAAUAUUCGAAGAUGAAGAUAUCGGCGCCUUCAGGCACAAUAUCCUCAAACGAUGGGAGGACGGCACGUUGAAGACUGCUUUCGUGGACCCAAAGCAGCCAUAAAAUACUGCACCUCUUCGCAUCUGUCUCGGGUGCACCAUCGCUAUAGGUCUUCCAUGUUCUACAUCUACCAUUUCGCUAUAUUACACGCUUACAAACUGCG
Molecule: messenger RNA, 586 nt
Organism: Phanerochaete carnosa HHB-10118-sp
Lineage: Eukaryota; Fungi; Basidiomycota; Agaricomycetes; Polyporales; Phanerochaetaceae
Exons: 4
Coding region: 13-486 (157 amino acids)
Biological process (GO): translation; negative regulation of translation
Cellular component (GO): mitochondrial large ribosomal subunit; ribosome
Molecular function (GO): structural constituent of ribosome; mRNA binding
Source: RefSeq, a predicted model, not a curated record